ACUAAUUCAAAGGAUUUAAAGGAUUUUUUUAACACCAUUUCUCAUUAGAUGUGUUGUUCAUUGUUAAAUAACAAUGUACAUCGAUACAUCAGUUAGUUUUAUGUUUUUGCUUUGCAUAUUAUCUUCUGGGAAUAGUCAAACUUUAUCAGAUAUGAAACAACUUUACAGUGAUAUUUUAGCGAAUCACCAAAAAUCGUUAAUUCCAAAUUCGGAUUUCUCUUCUCCGUUAGAAGUAACAUUGCAAUUUCAUUUGAUGACAAUCACCCAAUUUCGAGAGGUGGAAGAGACUUUGCAGAUAGCGGCUGGAAUAUCAGCCUUCUGGACUGAUGGUGAAUUUUCAUGGACACCUUCUUCAUAUGGCAAUGCUGAAUAUGUAAUAGUGCCACAAACAACCGUUUGGACACCAACAUUAGUACUUUUAAAUUCUGUUGGUACAUUACAACCUUUGGGAUUAGGUAAUGAACUGUCUGUGACAAUCAAUUACAAUGGCUCUACGACUGUAUCGCUUGGUGAGAUAUUAUCAUCAAAGUGUAGUACAAAUAUAUACAAAUUUCCUUUCGAUUCACAAACAUGUGAACUAGAGUUUGCUGCCUGGGGUGUUUAUGCGAGGGACAUACGUUUGUUAGCAGUUUCAAACUCCAUUGACUUAUCCUCCUUCACACCAAACUCUGAUUGGGAUUUGGUAUCGAAUAUUGUGACAAAUCCGUCAACCGGAUAUUCUAUUUUUAAAAUUGAACUAACACUGAAACGUGCAUCGUUAUAUUACACAGUAAUAGUGAUUUGUCCUUUCAUUUUAUUUAGUAUUUUAAAUCCAUUGGUAUUUUUACUUCCGGUUGAGGCUGGAGAACGUAUUGGACUUGCAAUGACAGUAUUACUAUCUUAUACUAUUUUUCUGUCCAUGGUGCAAACGUCUAUACCUGCAGCGUCAAAUCCAAUGAGUCUUUUACUAAUCAUAAUGAUAGCGACUAUAUUGCUAAGUGGAAUUAUUGCUAUUGUUACCAUUUACAUAACAUCACUUUAUUACAGAGAGGAAUCGACAAAAAUGAACAUUCUUUUGAAAUUUAUCGGGGAAAAAUGGCAAAGGGGUAACAGAAUUACCCACGUCAAGCCGAUGUGCAAAGAUGGCGAGAAGGACAAUAUGAAAAGUAAAACUGAUAAUAUAUUUAUAAAGUGGAAGGAUGUGUGUGACGGACUGGAUAAUUUCAUGAUGGUUAUAACGUAUUCUGCCACUGUGGUUCUUGUUUGUGCCUAUUUUAUAACUAUAUCUAUAUAAUUAUUCAUGUUAUAUCCUAUUUACAAUAUGGGGUGAUUAAUAUUUUCAAAUACAUCAUACUUAUUUAACUUAUAUUAAGCGAUUGCUACUUGAAGUUCGGUCGACUGAAGUUUGUGGAGCGGGAUUUAAAUCUAGAAUAAGAAAAAGAGUGCUGUCGAAAGUUAUCUAAUUUUGAGCUUUCAUCAUAAAGGUUAGGUAUUGGAAUUGUUAUAGCAACUUGAAGAGUUCUUUUAAAUUUGAAGGAUGUUUUGUUCUGUCAAGCUGUCCCGUUUUUUUAACAAUUGGUUGAACAUUCAGUAUCCAUUUUCAUUCUUGUCUGUCUUGUAUAGUUUUAUUGAUGUGAUUACGUGCGAUACAGUCAAAGAUCUAAAGAGUCUCAGAAACCAAACUUUUAUUUGAAUAUACUGUCGAAUCAUUUCUGUUCGUGGGUCCCAAUUUUCGUGGAUAAAUGAAAACUUGCAUGUUUGUGGAUAUUUGAUUUCGUGGUCUUGUCGAAGUCUGCAUACAAGCCUAUAGAAUCUAAAGUAGUCGCAAAGUUGCAGUUAACUUUACUCUUGAUAGAAACAAUGGUUAAAACUUCAAUGAAUCGACAAGUGGUAUAUGGCGCUGGACAUAGUAAACACGGUGUUGUCAUGAUGUCACACAAGAAGGGGUUCGAAUCCCGUU
Messenger RNA from Mytilus trossulus (common blue mussel), 1939 nucleotides. RefSeq names its product acetylcholine receptor subunit alpha-type unc-38-like. The record is from RefSeq and is a predicted model, not a curated record. Gene Ontology annotation, biological process: chemical synaptic transmission; nervous system process; monoatomic ion transmembrane transport. NCBI's taxonomy places the organism in Eukaryota, Metazoa, Mollusca, Bivalvia, Mytilida, Mytilidae. Gene Ontology annotation, cellular component: synapse; neuron projection; plasma membrane. Gene Ontology annotation, molecular function: transmembrane signaling receptor activity; excitatory extracellular ligand-gated monoatomic ion channel activity; transmitter-gated monoatomic ion channel activity involved in regulation of postsynaptic membrane potential. The transcript has a single exon. The coding region runs from base 74 to 1273 and encodes 399 amino acids.